This is a messenger RNA of Notechis scutatus (mainland tiger snake), 2532 nucleotides long. Lineage: Eukaryota; Metazoa; Chordata; Lepidosauria; Squamata; Elapidae. The record is from RefSeq and is a predicted model, not a curated record.
AUGGAUGGGCGAGCAGAGAUGGAAGUGAUAAGAAGCACAAAAGGAAAUGCAACUGGGGAGGUCAGUGUCCAUUUGGUGGCCAGUGAAAAUACGGUGCAAAAUGUCCACUUACCAGCAACUACCUUCAUCAUACCAGCAACCACAACUACUAUAAAUCUUCCAGUGAACACCUUAGAAAUCCAGCGAUUCCCCCGAGAAGCCCAGAAAAACAUGGGGACAGAGAGACCAAGAGAGGGUGUGGGGAAUGAGCCCAUCACAGCAACAGUCAUCCCUCAGAUCAGUGGAGUGCAGAUUUGCAACACCAUCCGGGAUCUAGAAUGGAAAGAUGGGAUUGCCACUCUGCCUGGGAGCAACCUAAGGUUUCGAAUAAAUGAAUACGGGACAGUGAAAGUAGUUAGUGCUGACAAACUUUCACCUGCAGAACCCAUUCAGGAAUGUCAGCUGGAAAGAAAUGGGGAUGAUGGAGGGGUACUUACCUGCAAGGGCAAUCCUAUCAGGACUCCAGAAUCAGAUAUUCCAGAGCCUCUUAAACUCCCAACGGUAGACAACCUAUGCCACUGCAAUACCUGUGGCCGAAGAAAUAUUUCUGGGUCAACCCAGGAAGGCCGGGCAUUUUGUAGUGAGAACUGUCACCGGCAGUUCAAAGAAAGGUCUGUCAUUGUGGAGAAUUCUGCUGGCAUCACCAACACUACCGAACUUCUCAAGCCAGUAAAGAAACGGAAGAGGAAAGAUUAUCAAAGCCCUUCAGAGGAAGAAGAGGAAGAAUCAGAGCAAAUGGAACUAAAGCAGGAGGAGAUAAAUGGUUCAGGAGGAGAACUUCCUGCUGCUAAUAAUAGUAAUGAAGAAUGGAUUGCCAAUCAGUUUGUUUCCAGUGAGAAGGCAGAAAGUUGGACCUGGGCAUCAUACCUAGAAGAACAAAAAGCCACAGCUGCCCCUUUAAAUUUGUUCCAAGAACACCAGUCGAUUACCCAAAACAAGAAUGGUUUCAAAGUGGGAAUGAAACUGGAAGGGAUAGAUCCUCAGCACCCUUCAAUGUAUUUUAUUCUCACUGUAGCAGAGGUAUGCGGCUACAGGAUGCGGCUUCAUUUUGAUGGCUACUCUGAAUGUCAUGAUUUUUGGCUGAAUGCUGAUUCUCCUAAUAUUCAUCCUGCUGGCUGGUUUGAGAAAACGGGACACAAACUUCAGCCUCCCAAGGGUUUAGGUUACAAGGAAGAUGAAUUCAGCUGGGCCAAUUACUUGAAGAUUACCAAAGCUCAGGCAGCUCCCAAGCAUCUCUUUGCAAGUCCAGACAGUAAUGGUGCUCCCAUAGGAUUCCAAGUAGGGAUGAAGCUUGAAGCAGUGGACCGUAUGAAUCCUUCUUUGAUUUGUGUGGCCACAGUGACAGAUGUGGUAGACAAUCGCUUUUUGGUGCACUUUGACAACUGGGAUGACACAUAUGACUACUGGUGUGAUCCCAGUAGCCCCUACAUUCAUCCUGUUGGUUGGUGUCAGGAACAUGGAAAACCUCUCACUCCUCCACAAGACUAUCCUGACCCUGAGAACUUCUGUUGGGAAAAAUAUUUGUCAGAAACAGGUGCUUCUGCAGCACCAACUUGGGCCUUUAAGGUGAGGCAACCCCAUGACUUUCUGAUGAACAUGAAAUUGGAGGCAGUGGAUCGAAGGACCCCCUCUCUAAUCAGAGUUGCUAGUGUAGAGGAUGUAGAAGACUACAGGAUAAAGAUUCAUUUUGAUGGCUGGAGCCAUAUCUAUGAUUUCUGGAUUGACUCAGAUCACCCAGACAUUCAUCCUGUUGGAUGGUGCUCAAAAACUGGACAUCCAUUGCAACCUCCUCUUAGGCCAAAGGAACCCAUCUCCACUACCAAUGGAAGCUGUCCAACCUUGGCCUGUAAAACCCUCCCAGCUACCAAGACUUCCAAAUAUAGCUUUCAUAGAAAGUGUCCAACACCUGGUUGUGAUGGUUCAGGCCAUGUGACUGGGAGAUUUACAGCUCAUUACUGCAUCUCAGGGUGUCCCCUGGCAGAGAAAAACCAGGGGAGGGUAAAGGCUGAACUUUCAGACACUGAAAACUCUGUUCGAAAAAGGAACCUAAUUGCUUAUUCCCAGAAGAAGAAGUCUCGCCAUCAUGGAAGAGGACGACCUCCCAAAUAUCGGAAAAUCCAGCAGGAUGAUUUCCAAACCAUUUCAUCAGAAAGUAUGCACCAGUCUCUGUUUAUGUCAGCCUUGUCAGCACAUCCUGACCGUUCCUUAUCUCUCUGCUGGGAUCAGCAUUGUAAGCUUCUUCCUGGAGUAGCUGGGAUCACAGCAUCCACAGUGGCCAAAUGGACAAUUGAUGAGGUUUUCAGCUUUGUACAGACGUUAACAGGUUGUGAGGAUCAAGCAAAACUCUUCAGAGAUGAGAUGAUUGAUGGUGAGGCCUUCCUUUUGCUGACUCAGGCUGACAUUGUGAAGAUCAUGAGCGUAAAGCUUGGCCCAGCACUUAAAAUCUACAAUGCCAUUCUUAUGUUCAAAAAUGCUGAUGACACCUUAAAAUGA